Molecule: messenger RNA, 3803 nt
Organism: Sorex fumeus (smoky shrew)
Lineage: Eukaryota; Metazoa; Chordata; Mammalia; Eulipotyphla; Soricidae
Gene: ACSL1
Product: acyl-CoA synthetase long chain family member 1
Exons: 21
Coding region: 202-2298 (698 amino acids)
Biological process (GO): long-chain fatty acid metabolic process; long-chain fatty-acyl-CoA biosynthetic process; very long-chain fatty acid metabolic process
Cellular component (GO): membrane; endoplasmic reticulum
Molecular function (GO): arachidonate-CoA ligase activity
Source: RefSeq, a predicted model, not a curated record
GGCGCCCAGUGCGCACCAGCAGCAACCCGGCUCCCGGGCGGCGGAGGUUGGGGCGCAGCCAGCGGGCAGCGGCCACGGCGGCGCCCUUAAAUAGCAUCGGGCGCGGGCGCGGGGCAGGCUGUGGGCUGCAGUGACAGCUGGCGGCGGAGCGGCCCGGCCGGCGGAGGAGAACUCGACCUAGGGAAGCACCAGCCCCACACCAUGCAAGCCAACGAGCUGCUGCGGUAUUUCCGAAUGCCCGACCUGGUGGACUUCCGGCAGUACAUCCGCACUGUCCCAUCGCACACACUCAUGGGCUUCGGGGCCUUCGCAGCGUUCACCACUUUCUGGUACGCCACCAGACCCAAGCCCGUGAAGCCGCCCUGCGACCUCUCCAUGCAGUCAGUGGAGGUGGCGGGAGGCAAAGGCGCACGGCGGUCCGCUCUCCUCUCCAACGAUGAGCCCCUGGUGUACUUCUACGAUGACGUCAGGACGCUGUACGAAGGUUUCCAGAGGGGCAUUCUGGUGUCGAAUAACGGCCCUUGCUUAGGCUCUCGGAAACCAGACAAGCCCUACGAAUGGCUUUCCUACAAAGAGGUCGCAGACUUGUCGGAGUGUGUGGGCUCAGCGCUGCUCCAGAAGGGCUUCAAGGCUUCCUCGGACCAGUUCAUUGGCAUCUUUUCUCAAAACAGACCUGAGUGGGUGAUCAUUGAGCUGGGGUGCUUUGCAUUUUCCAUGGUGCCCGUUCCCCUCUACGAUACCCUUGGCACAGAAGCAAUUACCUACAUAGUCAACAAAGCUGAACUCUCCCUAGUGUUUGUGGACAAGCCAGAGAAGGCCAAGCUCUUAUUAGAAGGUGUAGAAAAUAAGCUGACGCCAGGCCUUAAGACCAUAGUUAUAAUGGAAGAUAGUUCCAGCGAUGUGUUUGAACAAGGCAAGAAGCUUGGGGUGGAAAUGAUGACUUUAAAGGCAUUUCAGGACCUGGGAAGAGCCCACCGCCAGAAGCCCAGGCCCCCAAAGCCUGAAGAUCUGGCCGUGAUUUGUUUUACAAGUGGAACCACAGGCAACCCCAAAGGAGCACUCAUCACCCACCGAAAUAUCAUAAGCGAUUGUUCGGCCUUCGUGAAAGUGACAGAGAAAGUCCUUCCCCUGAAACCCAGUGACACACACAUUUCUUACUUGCCACUUGCACAUAUGUAUGAGCAAAUGAUGCAGUGUGUAAUGCUGUGUCAUGGAGCAAAAAUAGGAUUUUUCCAAGGAGAUAUCAGGCUGCUGAUGGAUGACCUCAAGGUGCUCCAACCCACUGUCUUUCCUGUGGUCCCAAGACUACUGAACCGGAUGUUUGACCGAAUUUUCAGCCAAGCGAACAGCACAGUGAAGCGGUGGAUGUUGGACUUCGCCUCCAAACGGAAGGAGGCCGAGCUUCGCAGUGGCAUCGUUCGGAACAACAGCCUGUGGGAUAAACUCAUCUUCAAAAAAAUCCAGUCAAGCCUGGGAGGAAAAGUCCGGCUGAUGGUCACAGGAGCGGCGCCCGUGUCCGCCACUGUGCUGACCUUCCUUCGAGCGGCCCUCGGUUGCCAGUUCUACGAAGGCUACGGACAGACCGAGUGCACUGCCGGCUGCUGCCUGACCUUGCCCGGAGACUGGACUGCAGGCCACGUCGGUGCCCCCAUGCCUUGCAAUUCCAUAAAGCUGGUUGAUGUGGAAGAAAUGAAUUACAUGGCGGCCAAGGGCGAGGGGGAGGUGUGUAUCAAAGGGCCAAAUGUAUUUCAAGGCUACUUGAAGGACCCAAGCAAAACAGCGGAAGCUCUGGACAAGGACGGCUGGUUGCACACGGGGGACAUUGGGAAAUGGUUACCAAAUGGCACCUUGAAGAUUAUCGACCGGAAAAAGCACAUAUUUAAACUGGCCCAAGGAGAAUAUAUCGCACCUGAGAAGAUCGAGAACAUCUACAUGCGAAGCGAGCCCGUGGCGCAGGUGUUCGUGUAUGGAGAGAGCUUGCAGGCGUUUCUCGUGGGCAUCGUGGUGCCCGACGCUGAGGCGUUAUCUUCCUGGGCCAAGAAGAAGGGAUUCAGUGGAUCCUUCGACGAGCUGUGCAGGAACAAGGAUGUCAGUAAAGCGAUCCUGGACGACAUGGUGAGACUCGGCAAAGAAUCUGGCCUAAAAACAUUUGAACAGGUCAAGGGCAUUGCUCUCCACAAGGAGUUAUUUUCAGUGGAGAAUGGCCUUCUGACUCCAACAAUGAAGGCCAAGAGGCCAGAGCUGCGCAAGUAUUUCCGGUCACAGAUAGACGAACUGUAUGCCACCAUCAGAGUCUAACGGGAAGGGAGCACGCGCCGAAGGAACCAUUACGCCUCCACAGCCUGCGCCGAUGGCCUUCGUGUCGGGAAUAUUGAUGACAGCAAGCUUAGGGAAGGAAAGGUCCGUGUUUGACUUGUCCAUUCAGGGUUCUUGUCAUAGGCAUAUUAGAGGAAACGGAACACUGCCUUAUAAAGUCACCUCGCGUUGCAGACCAUGCUUAUUUAUGAUGAUCCACAAUUUCCCAAAAUGAGCCUUAAAAAUUUGCAAAGGGGGCACCUGUAAACGUGCUAAGUUAUUCAAGACUUCCUCGGUUGAAAAGGCGGGUGCGAAACCUUCUGUCUCCUGUUUUUCUAACCAAGGGGUUAGGACUUGGCUAUUUCUGCAAAGUCUGCUACUUGCUGCAAAGCCUGCUCUCCGUCUGCUGCUCUGAAGAGUACGGCACGUGGGAAAGACACUGCCCCUUCAAACACAGGGACAGCUGUCCCAGCUGGAAACUCUCACAAGAGGACCAGAGAGACCUGGUUGAUCCCCGCCUCCGUCCCUUCCCUUCUCCCCCACACACGGCCCUGCCUACCAAGGGCUCUGGAUCCCACGCGCUUCUCCACACCCCGAACCCGCUGUGAUUCCUCUGGGAAUGUCCCAGAAUGGCACAGGACAGACCCACUUCAGAGCAGAGACCGACUGGGGCCACUUGCUCAGAAGAGAUGGCCCCCAGACCCUCCUUCCAGCCAGACCCCUCCUCUGUCUCUUCCCAGAAGUUGUUCCAAAAAAAUACAAAUCUGCCUUCAACUCUACCGGGGACACAAGCAUUUCAAGGUAGAAUGCCCUGGAUCGACCACACUUAACUGUGGUGCCGAACAGCCGUCCGUUUUACCUUCGCGGAACCAACCACUCUGUCUGUAAUGGCCAACGGAUUCUCAAAACUCAAAGGUUUUCAGCUCAAAAGAUCAUGUAGUUCACUGGCCUUUUAUUCCCCCAGAAUAAAGUCUCAGGCAAGACUUGUCUUUAAAGCUAGGAAGGGGGUAGACAAACUUGGGUACUUAUUGAAAUGGACAGUAAUAAACAAAUGCUCUUAAAACGCUACCUGAAUUCUAUGAAAUGUAUUUGACAAGCCAAAAUUCUAGGAGGUAGAAAUCUGGAGAACUCAUUUCCUGGGAUGAACAUCUCAAGGGAUUUUUUUUUUAAGUUGAUUUGGGAAAUUAGCAGCAUUUCACUUUACUGCGAAUCUUUGCCACGCGUGAUUGUCGUUUAUACCUUUAAAGCAGUUGUUUGGAGGUGUGUGACAGUACCCGUAUUACACAAGCACAACUGGGUUUGCACUAAAGAAUUGUCAUUGUAAUAACACUAUUUGGUAGCCUAACUUCAUGUGUGUGUUCUUAAUUGCACAAAAAGUCAAUCAUUUGUCACAUUGGGGUUUUGAAUGUUUGCUUUAAGUGUUGGCUAUUUCUAUGUUUUAUAAACCAAAACAGAAUUUCCAAAAACAAUGAAGGAAACCAAAAUAAAUAUUUCUGCAUUUCAAAUGA